Molecule: messenger RNA, 3817 nt
Organism: Dendronephthya gigantea
Lineage: Eukaryota; Metazoa; Cnidaria; Anthozoa; Malacalcyonacea; Nephtheidae
Product: sushi, von Willebrand factor type A, EGF and pentraxin domain-containing protein 1-like
Exons: 19
Coding region: 1-3783 (1260 amino acids)
Molecular function (GO): calcium ion binding
Source: RefSeq, a predicted model, not a curated record
AUGCGAAUUUCCCUUUCAGAAUACUCGUCGGAUUACGAUCUAUCAUUUACAACAUCAGAAAUCAGAACAUUCUCAAAGCGAAAACUAUAUGAAAACCUUCGUGCCGUCACUGUUGCUUUCUGGAUGAGGACAGACGACCAGGAAAAUGCCGGCACUCCACUUUCAUAUUCAGUGAAACAGGGUCAAUAUGUUCAAGAGAAUGGCUUGGUUGUUCAGGAUUAUGGAAGCCUAACCAUUCAAAUAAACAACCAAACUGGUUACAUUGCUGACCGAAUCAACGACGGACGAUGGCAUCAUGUUGCGGUCACGUGGCAGAGUAGUAAUGGUAUAUGGGUGUACUAUCGUGACGGCAAGGAAAUUAGGCGCGCAUCAAGCCCGAUUGCCAAAGGCGAUUACAUCAGGGCCGGAGGCCACUUCGUGCUUGGUCAGGAACAAGAUUGGGAGGCAGAUGAAGACCAAUUUACAUAUAAUCCUUAUGAAGCAUUCCUUGGUGGUAUGAGUCAAAUGACCGUCUACAACACCGUAUUGUCCGCACAGGACAUUUAUAAUCUUGCCGGAAGCUGCAUGAAUUCCAGGAAUGAUGCUGUGGUUAUUUCGUGGGCCGAUUUUGUUCCUGAACUGACUGGUGAAUUUAGGAAGACCCCAAAGUCCUAUGCCUGUGAUGUCUCUUCUUUACUUCGUCAAUUCGUGACCGUGUACAAUGCCAAACUACCAUCAAACGACCACAAGACAUUGCACGGGGUCUCACCGGAAGAUUGUGCAGUGAAAUGUACACAAGAAACUGGAUUUCCAUGCAGAUCAUUCGAUUACCACAGUUCUUCAAAGAAAUGUUACCUCAGUCAAUCGUAUCGUCAUAAUGUUGCCGCAUCACAUCCAGAUAAUACUGGACACGACUACUAUGAAUUGAAUUGUGUUGAAAUGCUUGGUGUGGAAGACAACGUCAUCUCAGAUGCACAAAUGAGUGCAAGUUCUGCACGUUCAUCACUCAGUAGUGCCAAAAAUGCUCGAGCCAAUGGAGUGAAAGCACAAAAUAUCAAAGGAGUUCCUGAUAGUGAUGGCGGAUGGAUACCCAGCUCCUUUAAUCACGGUCAAUAUCUUCAAAUUGAUCUUGGAAAAAAAAAGAUAAUUACUGGAGUGGAGACACAAGGGGCUGAUGGUCAUGAUUACUGGGUGAAAACGUAUCAAGUACAAUACAGUUCUAAUGGACACACGUGGAAAACAUCACCCCAGACUUUCACUGGCAAUUCAGACAACAAAGGUCGAAAGAAAAAUGAAGUAAAUAUCGUUGCUCGAUUCAUUAGAUUCAAACCUUUGACUUGGCAUAAUGGAAUUGGAAUGAGGGUUGAAGUUUAUGGUUGCUCUCUUGAACAUGAAGGAACUCCUUCGGAUGGAGCUAGUGUCUCCGCAUCUCAUUCAGGUUCAUGUUCCCCCAAUCCUUGUCGUAAUUCUGCUCAAUGCACUGAGAUUCCUUAUGGAUACGCAUGUAAAUGUCUCUCAGGGUACACAGGCCAUAACUGUCAAACAGAACUCGCUUGUAAUGAUCCAGGAACUCCAGUGAAUGGUCAUCGCAGUGGAUCAAAUUUCAUGGCUGGCAUUACUAUUCAGUAUUCAUGUAAAUCUGGAUACAAAAUUGUGGGACAUUCCAGCAUAACCUGUUCAAGGGGAAGAUGGUCUGGAAAAACUCCGAUAUGCGAGAACAUAAACGAGUGUACAUCAAUGACAUCAGGAUGUAACCAUCGUUGCACUGACCUCCCGGGUUCUUUCAAAUGUUCCUGUGUCGCUGGAUACCGGCUGAGUGGCAAUGGGAAGACUUGUCAAGACAUCAAUGAAUGUAUAGAGAAUGUCUGUAGUCAUGGUUGCAUCAACAGUGCAGGAUCGUUUCGAUGCACAUGUCCUCACGGAAUGGUAUUACGUGGUUCGGGAACAAGAUGCGAAGAUAAGAACGAAUGUGAUACCAACAAUGGUGGUUGCGCUCAUCACUGUCUCAACACAUACCUUGGUCGUAAAUGCUACUGCAAACAUGGAUUCGUUCUGCAGAAUGACGGCGUCUCGUGUACAGAGGCCAGUUGUUCCAAUCCAGUUCAUCCACAUAAUGGUAAAUACUCAAUAAAUGGUGCUUCUGUCUUUGGAAACUCUGUCUCAUUCAGUUGUAAUGAUGGAUUCAAACUGGUUGGCUCGGAUGAGAGGAUUUGCAUGGCAGAUAGAACAUGGUCUGGGGUUCAGCCUCUGUGUAAACCUGUAAGAUGCGCAGACGUAGGUACUGUUGACCACGCACACUUGCAGCAAACUGGCAAUGGUUAUAAUAGUCGCGUGACAUUCACAUGUGGUUCAUCGUACCGUCUGCUUGGAGUCUCAACGAGAACAUGUGGCAAGACAAGCAACUGGAGUGGCUCGCAGCCUCUUUGCGUGCCGAACUACUGUCCAGCGCUUCAAGCACCAGUACACGGUAGGAUAAAUGGUUUCCGGUCAGAACUUGGUGCUACCGUUGGUAUUGCUUGUGAUGUUGGUUAUGCAGUCAAGGGAACAUCUUUUAGAACUUGUGAACAGACAAGAAGGUGGUCCGGAUCUCAUCCUACCUGUGAAUUGGUGGAUUGUGGAAAUCCAGGCGAACCACAACAUGGUUAUCGUCAUGGUAAUAAUUACAAAUAUGACUCAAUCAUCAACUUCAGCUGUAAAAACCGGCAUCACCUGGAAGGUGCCAACGCAAUAAAAUGUGAAGCCAAUGGAAAAUGGAGUGCACCGUUACCAAAGUGCUUGGCUCGAUCGUGUGGUAAUCCAGGUGUCCCAUACAAUGGAUUCAAACAUGGUGAUACACACACAUAUGGCAAGAAGGUGUCCUACACAUGCCAACAAGGCUAUACACUGGUGGGUGAUCGCGAAAGGACAUGUGAACAGAGUACAGCAAAAUGGACCGGGUCUUUACCCUCUUGCAAUUUGGUGAACUGUGGUGAGAUUCCUGCACCAGCAAACGGCUACAGAGUUGGAUCAUUGUAUACAUAUGACAAAGUACUAGCAUUUGAUUGUAAUCCUGGAUACAAGUUAGUUGGAACACAGUACAGGAAAUGUCAGGAAAAUGGUUUAUGGAGUGGAUCGGCACCUACCUGCGUGGCUACAUCUUGCGGCUCUUUCAAACACGGUCCUUCUGGUGAAAUCGAGUCCCCUAACUUCCCAUCACCCUACGACAACGAUUUGUAUUGUACCUGGAAAAUUACGGUCCCCACCGGCAAGAAAGUUCGUAUUGAAUUUUCCGAGUUCAAGACUGAAGCUGGCAAAGAUUUCUUGUACAUCUUUGAUACUGACAAAACUGAACCCAUUCUGGAGUUUUCAGGGGUGGGGUAUAAACCUCGUGCCAUCACCUCGUCUGGUAAAAGCAUGAGGAUAAGAUUUGUUUCGAACAGCGCUACAGCAAGCAAUGGAUUCCGUCUGACAUAUUCACAAGUUGAUUGUGGUGGAAUGCUCACUGCACCAGUAGGUGCUAUAACAAGUCCUGGUUUCAAGGGUCAAUACCCCAGCAAUCGUGAUUGUAUCUGGCUGAUCCAUAUGCCUGGAAAACAAAUUGACUUGUCAUUUUCCCACUUUAACACACAGCAGAGUUACGACCGCGUGGAAAUCUAUCGUGGGCCAAAGAGUACUGAUAAACGACUGGUGAAUUUAAGUGGCAUAUUACUUCCGCAAGGCAAAUUUGUCUCAACCUAUUAUAUGUAUCUUAGAUUCACGACAAACGCACAAAAUGACCGGAAAUACUAUGGAUUCAAAGCAAAUUAUUUGGAAUAUUUGUAUUAGGCGGCAUACUAUCUAAUAAAUGACAUUGUUUUAG